Seminavis robusta is the source of this 738-nucleotide messenger RNA. The record is from the annotation of a GenBank genome assembly. Lineage: Eukaryota; Bacillariophyta; Bacillariophyceae; Naviculales; Naviculaceae.
AUGGCAACUAGCAGCGCUCGAGGAACAGAUAACUGCAAAGAAGAUGCAGCUCUUGCUCAAGCCUUGGCGCUUGUAGCGGAUACAGAGUUUGCCGAGUAUGAGCUCUGCAAGAUGUUCAAACGAUCUGUAACGACAGGUCGUCGAGCUUUCUUUGGAGGAAAGGACGGUCGCGUGGCCCCAGAUAGUUCUCAAGGAUCUGGUAGUGCUUCGGUGCCACGAGAAAUCACAAUCCGUCCUCGUGAGAGUCGGCGUCGAAGCUCUACAUCGGACGUUCGGCGGUCGCGUCCUAUGCCACAGUUGGAUCGCAUCCCUUCGCUAGAACCCGUCUUGAGCGAUGGGUCUUCCGAAGAAAACAACAACAAGCACCUGCUCCAUGUGCCUUGCGAAAUCAACCAUCGACUUGUGGAGAUGAUGGUGGAUACUGGAGCUCAAACCUCGGUCCUCUCGUCUGGUCUCAUGCAUAAGCUGGGGCUUGCACGGUUUCUGAACACUCGACACCAAGGUGUAGCUACCGGCGUUGGCUCCGCCCAGAUCCUUGGCAGAAUUGAACGGUGCCCGGUUCAGAUAGGACAUGCAGAGUUCUUGCUAUAUUUUUCUGUCUUGGAAACGCCCGAUGAUUUGAUGAUUCUUGGCAUCGACCAGCUGCGUCGCUUCAACUGUCUCGUGGAUCUAGGGUCCAACAAGCUCAUCUUUGGAGGAAGAGGAGGGGUUGAAGUGGAUGGCUUUAAAACAGGAUGA